Messenger RNA from Leptosomus discolor (cuckoo roller), 2532 nucleotides. The record is from RefSeq and is a predicted model, not a curated record. Lineage: Eukaryota; Metazoa; Chordata; Aves; Leptosomiformes; Leptosomidae.
AUGGGGGCUGCAGGGUUGGCUUGUGUGAGAAGAUGUCAGAAGCUGCCCCCAUCUCUGACAGUGCUGGUUCCAGCUGGCUCCAAGACAGACUGUAGGAUGCAAGUUGUUCCACUGCAGGCCAUGGAGCAGAUGUUCACCCUGCAUCUCGUGGAGGACCCCAUGCCGGAACAGAGCAUUGUUGUGGAUGAGCAUUUUAGAUCACCUAAAGAAUUUGUAAAAGGACGACUUAACAUUGAGUUCGAUGUCAAGGUUCACUCUUACUUACUACAUGGAGGAACUGUACAAGGGAAAAUCGGGUUCGAAUUGAUUUGGAAUGAUUUGCACAGAGAUCAGAGAUGUGAAAAGUUCUUGAUACGUGAAGAAUCAGCAGAGGGGAAUGACUUGAUUUUUCCUUUAAUCAUGAGUGAACAAGAUUAUGAAGAAGGUGGGCCAAAUCCAAGGGAUGGUGUUGCCAGGGAAAGUAGUCCGUUUAUUAACAGUGCAGAGAUGGACAGAGGAAACAUGUAUGAAGGAAAGAAUAUGGCUCUCUUUGAGGAAGAAAUGGAUAGUAAUCCCAUGGUGUCAUCUCUUCUUAAUAAACUAGCAAACUACACUAAUCUAACUCAAGGUGUGGUGGAACAUGAAGCAGAUGAAGACAGCAAGCGAAAGGAAGUCAAGGUUCCACGUAUGGGCACUUUUAUUGGUGUGUACCUGCCCUGCUUGCAAAACAUCUUGGGAGUCAUCCUUUUCCUACGUUUAACAUGGAUUGUGGGUACAGCUGGAGUUCUUGAGUCUUUCAUCAUCGUGUUCAUGUGUUGUGCUUGUACUAUGCUAACUGCCAUUUCAAUGAGUGCAAUAGCAACAAAUGGUGUAGUUCCAGCUGGUGGUUCUUACUACAUGAUUUCAAGAUCUUUAGGGCCAGAGUUUGGUGGAGCAGUGGGACUUUGUUUCUACUUGGGUACGACCUUUGCAGGAGCAAUGUACAUUCUUGGUACCAUUGAAAUUUUAUUGACCUACAUUUCUCCAAGUGCUGCUAUAUUUAAAGCAGAAGAAGUUGGUGAAGAAACAGAGGCUAUGCUGAACAACAUGAGAGUUUAUGGAACGUGUAUUAUCAUUCUGAUGGCCAUAGUAGUUUUUGUGGGAGUAAAGUAUGUCAACAAACUUGCACUGGUCUUCCUUGCCUGUGUGAUUCUUUCCAUCAUUGCCAUAUAUGCUGGCGUUAUUAAGACUGCUUUUGACCCACCUGACUUUCCUAUCUGUCUCCUUGGAAACCGUACAUUGUCGAAACGCAGCUUUGAUGUCUGUGCCAAAUUUACUGAAAGUAAUAAUGAAACAAAGACUACAACUUUGUGGCGCCUAUUCUGUGAUAGUCCUUUGCUCAAUGCUACGUGUGAUGACUACUUUAGACUCAAUAAUGUAACAGAAAUUCAAGGGAUUCCAGGAAUAAUGAGUGGAGUUCUAACUGAUAAUCUGUGGAGUACCUAUUCAGAAAAAGGAUCAAUAGUUGAAAAAAAAGAUCAGCCAUCAGUUGCUGGAUCAGAAGAGACAAAAAUGGGUGGACUCCCUUAUGUUUUUACAGACAUCAUGACCUACUUCACAAUGCUUGUGGGGAUUUAUUUCCCGUCUGUGACAGGUAUUAUGGCAGGUUCAAACAGAUCUGGAGAUCUUAAGGAUGCUCAGAAAUCUAUUCCUACUGGAACAAUUUUGGCUAUUUCAACUACGUCUUUUAUUUAUCUCUCCUGUAUAGUGUUGUUCGGUGCCUGUAUAGAAGGUGUGAUAUUAAGAGAUAAGUUUGGAGAAGCAGUUAAUGGAAAUCUAGUCGUUGGUACACUGGCCUGGCCUUCGCCAUGGGUUAUUGUGAUAGGUUCGUUCUUUUCAACAUGUGGUGCUGGUCUUCAGAGUCUCACUGGUGCACCCCGUCUGUUGCAGGCAAUUGCAAGAGAUGGCAUUGUACCAUUCAUUCAAGUAUUUGGUCAUGGAAAAGCAAAUGGAGAACCAACUUGGGCUCUGCUCCUCACUGCUGGCAUUUGUGAAAUAGGAAUUUUGAUAGCCUCAUUGGACAGUGUAGCACCAAUUCUUUCAAUGUUUUUCCUUAUGUGCUAUUUGUUUGUAAAUCUGGCUUGUGCAGUUCAGACGCUUUUACGGACUCCCAACUGGAGACCUCGUUUCAAGUAUUACCAUUGGACUCUCUCAUUCCUGGGGAUGAGUUUAUGUCUUGCCUUGAUGUUCAUUUGCUCUUGGUACUAUGCUUUGAUUGCCAUGCUAAUCGCAGGAUGUAUAUACAAAUACAUAGAAUAUAGAGGAGCGGAAAAAGAAUGGGGUGAUGGAAUCCGAGGACUGUCUCUGAAUGCAGCUCGCUAUGCUUUGCUUCGUGUUGAAGAUGGUCCUCCUCACACCAAGAACUGGAGACCUCAACUUUUGGUCUUGUUAAACCUGGAUAGUGAGCAGUUGGUGAAACAUCCCAGGUUGCUUUCUUUCACCUCCCAGUUGAAGGCUGGUAAAGGACUAACUAUCGUAGGCUCUGUGCUUCAGGGAAUCUACUUGGAUAAAUGU